This is a messenger RNA of Funneliformis geosporum, 1006 nucleotides long. The record is from the annotation of a GenBank genome assembly. Lineage: Eukaryota; Fungi; Glomeromycota; Glomeromycetes; Glomerales; Glomeraceae.
AAACUAAAAUCAGAGAAAGAUGAUUUCAAAAGAACACUUGAAAGAGGAUUUAGAUAUAGUUUUAAUGUUGUAGUUGAUGGAGACCAUAUUAGAGUUAGAGAACAAACUUUAAGGGAUAAAGGUGCUGCUCUUGAAAUGUUUACCGAAAAAAAGGAUCAAGAAGCAUUUAAAAUCUCUAUAUUUAACUCUAAUUUCUAUUCCCGGGCAGCAGGCGAGAUAAUGGAAAAAAUAUUUACUUCGGAUGAAAAAGAAAAAUUAAAAAAUUUAAUAGAAGGAUUAGAAAAAGAAGAGAAUUCUUUGAUAGUUAGUGCUCGUUCGGAAGUGAGCAAAACAAUAAAUGAACAUAAAAAUAGGACUCUCUCACUUCAUGAUUAUAAUUCUCUUAAUUUCGAUUUAUUAGGUUUGAUUAAAGUUGACAAAGAAAACUUUCCGCAAAGUUAUAAUUUGUUUGAGCGAGUGUUAAACACACUUAACCAAGAUAAAGAACUUUAUGACCAAGGAAAAAUAAAAGAACACUUUUCCCAAGCCUUAGAGGAAUUAGAAAAAUUAGUAAAAAGCGUUAAAAGCAAAAAGAAACCGAACAAAACUAAAAAAGAAGAGAGUGCAAACGUAGGAGAAGAAAAUGUUGAAAACGAAACUCCGCCUGAACAGACCCCCCCUAACCAGAACCAGUCGGAAGGGGAUAAAAAUGUCCCUACUGACUCAAACGAGAAGCCAGAAGGACAAAAUAAUUCAGAAAACAAUGAGAACACCAAUGAACCUAAUAAUGAUACUUCUUCUAACUUGCAAACUCUCAAAACUCAAGUUAUCUCUGAAAUUACCGCUGCUCUCAACGAAACCCCUCUCUUAAAUAAUUCUGAUUUGUCUUCAAAAUACCAAGACUGGGAAAAUGAAAUCAAUAAUCUUUCAGACGAAAAAGAUAUUAAUUUUUUAAAAACUAGUGUGCUGUUCGAUAUUGAGGACCAAAGAAAAGAGAAAGUAAAAAGACAAUCUACUGGCGAAGUUA